UUACGGUUUGGACAAAUGUAAUAAAAAUGGUGUAUCAUAUAUAUCCCAUCCAAUAAAUAAUUUGGUCAAAACUAAAAGAGUGGGAUGAUAAUCGCAUUACACGUGUUUGAGUGUCUUACGAGAUUAUCUGUGUUUUUUAUGGAGUAUCCUAAAUAUGUGGCAGAAGCAUGCAUCUCCACACAUCAAUUCCAAUGCUGUCCAUUUUCACCCUCCUCCAACCUACUCUCAUAACCACCUUAAUUACAUACAUUAACGAUUCUUCAUUUCGAUCUUCAUCAGCUCGCUCCUCCCUCUAUAUAUGUUUUCCAUCUGUACGUAAUAUAUUAUUAUUGGAACUCCGAUCCCCUCCGGCGCCCGCCCACUUAAUUCUGUCUGUCUCAUUCCCGCCCAUCAUAUGUGGAUUGGACGGUAAUAAGAGGGUUUAUUUCAACCGUACGUACGUGCUCCACCCCCCUUCACUACCACCUUAAAACCCAAAAAAUAAUAAUAAAAUGGCACAAAAAUGCAAGGUUUGUGACAAGAAUGUUUACGCGGCAGAGAUGAUAGCUGCUCGCGGGGAAACUUAUCACAAUACUUGUUUCAGGUGCAGGCAGUGCAAUGGCCGACUCGCGCUGAGCAACUACUCCACCAUGGAUGGAGUUUUGUACUGCAACCCUCAUUUCGAGCAGCUAUUUAAGGAAAAGGGAGUCACCGUCACGAGAUCACAGUCACUUGGAAAACAAGGCGCGGAACAGCUGACAAAAACUCCUAGCAAGGUGUCGAGUAUGUUCUCGGGCACCCAAGAGAAGUGCGCGGCUUGUAAGAAGACGGUGUACCCAUUGGAGAAGGUGACGGUGGACGGGGAGUUUUACCACAAGUCAUGCUUCAAGUGCUCGCAUGGAGGGUGUAUGCUCACCACCUCAAACUACGCUGCACUGGAUGGACUCCUUUACUGCAAACCCCACUUCUCUCAGCUCUUCAAGGAGAAAGGCUCUUAUAAUAAUCUUCGCAAGAGUAAUUCCCUCAAGACCAACGAAGAUCUCACCGCCGCCGUCCCCACCACCGCAGACGACGGCGCCGCCGCGGCCGCUCCUGCACCCGAGCAGGGGGAGUAGUACGUGUAUAUAUAUAUAUAUAUAUAUAUAUGCAUGCAUGCAUGGCCUGCAGGAUCCCAUCCCCCACCACCUCGCAUCAUAUAAACAAUAAUAAAUUCUAUUCGAUCUAGUUUUGGAAUUUUUAAUUUGCAUCCAAAGCAAAAAAGAAAGAGUAGUACAGUAAGAAUAAUUAUUUUAUUGGAAUG
Ipomoea triloba (trilobed morning glory) is the source of this 1279-nucleotide messenger RNA. Its product is annotated as LIM domain-containing protein PLIM2a-like. NCBI's taxonomy places the organism in Eukaryota, Viridiplantae, Streptophyta, Magnoliopsida, Solanales, Convolvulaceae. Gene Ontology annotation, molecular function: actin filament binding. Gene Ontology annotation, cellular component: plasma membrane; actin cytoskeleton. Bases 492 to 1094 code for a protein of 200 amino acids. Gene Ontology annotation, biological process: actin filament bundle assembly. The record is from RefSeq and is a predicted model, not a curated record. The transcript is spliced from 4 exons.